This is a messenger RNA of Ictalurus furcatus (blue catfish), 4100 nucleotides long. RefSeq names its product ETAA1 activator of ATR kinase a (gene etaa1a). Lineage: Eukaryota; Metazoa; Chordata; Actinopteri; Siluriformes; Ictaluridae. The record is from RefSeq and is a predicted model, not a curated record. Bases 360 to 2600 code for a protein of 746 amino acids. The transcript has 7 exons.
UCUCCAAACUAUAUUGCUGCACUUGUGUGAACACACUCUUCCCGUAGUGAUAAAUAGUAAGUAGUGUUGUCUUGUCAAGAACGAAUAAAAUAAAUACAUUUCCAGUUCGACUGCGCAUUUGGAGCGCAGAUGGGGUCCUCUCGAACAGACAUGCGCACUGCCUCAUGGGGUGGAAAAAAAACAAAAAAACCAGUAACUUGGCGGUUUGCUUGAAUUAACAAACACACCAUGUAGACGUCAAAAGCGAGCGAACAGACGGAUAAAUUAGUCAAACUUGGAUGUCUGAAGUAAGCUGUUGUUUUUUUUUUUUUAAAAUUUAUGUUUCUUUAAAAUAUGCGCUGUAGGCGUCGGGGAACAGCAUGAAUGACGGGAGGAAGAACUGCAGCUCGACGCCGGAGGAAAACCGUGAUCAGACCGAGCUCCUGAGAAUAACACAGAACAAAAAAAUAAAAACAAACAGACUGAAGAGGAGCCCGAAAACAAACCAGACCCAGAAAUCAGACGUUACUGACUUUAAAGCUGAAGCAGAUUUCAAAACACCGACCCGUGUACCGAAGGUCGGUUUCAGGAGCUUUGUUACUGACGAAUCCCCAAACAACGAUUCUGAAUAUCAGCAUGAAAUCAUCUGGGAUCCAACAUCACCCGCGACUCCUAUCAGGACUGGACGGGGCCGGAGGCGGACUGCUGUUUUCAAAUCAGUGGACAUAUCAGACAUCGUCAACAGGAUAGCGCCAAAGAACAAGAGGCCGGAGGAGGCGGAGUCGUCUUUGCUGCAGUGGAUUGGGGACACGGCCGUUCCGUGCACUCCAGAAAUCCGAGAGCCCAGGACCAAGCCCAAACCAGCGAGACAAAACCCUGUGGAUGACCUGCUGAAGUUAGCGAAGCAGUUCGACUUCAACAUGAUCCAACAGGAAGAAGUUCAUCUCCGACCAAACCGUCAGAGCUCUGCGGAAGACAUGCAUGAAAAGCAAGAUCUGUUUUUCGAUGAGAAUGACCCACUAGCUUCGCCACAGACUCGCUCUGAAGCUGAGAGACCACCACUGGGUUUGGAGGACACCACAACGAACGGCGAUGGUCCUGUGGACGAUCUAGGUCUUAUACAGGAAAUGGAAGACGAUCUGGAUUUGCUCUUCGAGGGUUCGACGCAGCAGGUCAGUGGUGGCCUGAGCGGUCUCAGCGCUCGUUCUCAGGACGUGGGUAAAUUCGCUCCCCAGUUUGGAGUGGAUCUUGCCCCUAGAGUGAAAGCUGACUCGUUAAACGUGUGUGGUGUCACUCUGGUGGGCGGAGCUUCUGAGUCGAGCACCGUUGGCGUGUUCAUGGCCGCACCAAUCCUCAGCACGAUCAAGCAGGUGGGAGUAGUUGAUGAUUUCGAUGACGACUGGAACGACGACGAUUUGCUGGACAACUCGCUGGUGAUGGAGAUGACCCAAAACCCGGAGCUGUUCUCCGCACCCCAGCAUAGCUCGACACAGAAACAGACGAACAAAAACGAUGGCUUGGCAAACACUGUUUACCGCCAGAACAGUGAUAAAGAAUCGAAGUCUGAAGAAGCGCAAAGGUUGAAUCAGAGACUCGAGAGCUUUCAGCAUGGCCAACAUUGGAGCAAGGCUACAGGAAAUGAGAAUGCUAGGCAAAGUGGAUUUCAUGCAAAAACCAAUCCAGAAAAGCAGGUUUUUCCUUCCAGCAAAGUUCCAUCAAUUGUUCCUGGUACCCAUAGUGUAUCUAAAACUAAUUCUCAACCCAAGAAAACAAUGGAAAUCAAACAACCAUUAGCAGCCACCAUGUGGAAGGUUCAAUCUGCGACUACACCCUCAUUAGUUUCCAGAUCGGACCAAUCUAGAUCUGUUCCUGCAGUCACGAUAUCAACCACUCCCACUUUCAGGAUCAGUAAGGUCACUGAGGAGAAGGAAAACCGCCCAACCAUGGAAGACGAUGACCUCGCAGCCGAUGACCUGGACUCCAUCUUUGCAUCGGACGACAUCUGGGACGACGGUGCAGACGACGAUGACCUGUUCUGCGAAGCAUGCGAGAAGGUGGAAGAAUCCAUGGCUGACCCAGAACCUCCCCCGGAAGCGUCCGUAUCAAAACCGACACCACAGAGCAGUCGUGUGCAGAGUAUUCAGAACGCCAAGGGUAAACGCGAGCGCGUGUUUGUGCGGCCAUCUCCAUCUCACGCUCAAGUGUAUGACCGUAGCGCUACUGGGAACCGAGCGCCAUUGAGUACCAAAGUUCUUCCUGGAGCACGUCAUAAUACCACUUCUGCACCGGACAACAGCAUGAAGAAGUCGUCUGAUAGAAUGUACAAAUUUAGCCACGUUAAAAGCGCUACAGGAACAGGAAGUGCUGCCUAUAAUGCAGCAAGACAGGUUAGUGAGAGCGCCAUGGCAACCACCGUCCAAUCAUAUCAAAGCAUUCAAGGUGACCGUCAGUUCAGAAAGCCUUAUAGCACCUUUAAGGAAGCACCGGCUGUUUCCAAAGAAGUGAGUAAAUCGGUGGUGACGAGAUGCAGCGACGCUGAGAUCGAGAGGAAGAAGCAGCAGGCCGUGGAGAGGCGGAGACUCCGAAUGCAGGCCAAUCAGAACCUUCGAGCUCCUGUAUGAUGUCACGUAACCACUAGGACGCACGAAACUGACCCGGUGAUGGUGGAAGGUCUAAACCGUCCAACACGCUGAACACUAAUUUGCCCUGUUCGGGGAUGACCGAGUGGACUGGAUCUUCUCACGGUCAGUUUUUCAGAACAGAAUCUCUAACAGCUGAGUCUCAGCAGGGGCUCGUCCGCUGAACGUGUUCCGCUCCGGACCUCAGAAAUCCACACUGUAGCUACAGGAAAUCGGGGGACGUUUGGAAAUUUUCGCAGCACACCUGUCGCUCUGGCACUUUUGAAUGGUUGUAGUGUUCGUAUGAAAAUGUUCCUCACUGUCUCCAAGUCUUGAUCGUCUUUCAGCUUUAUUCAUCACGAAACUGGUCCUAAAUUCUUUCUAAUUUUUUACGUCUCGUAGAAAUGUGUGUUAUUUUCGUUGUACAGAAGAAAGAGAGAUCCAAACCUCCAAAUUCUCUCGUAGUGAAGUGAAUAUUUUAAUAAUAUUGUUUUAUGUCCGUUCUAUUAAAAUUAUCAGCAAAAACCUGUCUCCCAGGUACAGCACUUAUUAAUUAAACACCUAAAUUGCAGUUAUAGUGUGUAGAAUGAGAUGAUCUCCACCGAGACUGACAGACGCAGAGGCCACGCCUCCUCCACCGAGACUGACGGACGCAGAGGCCACGUCCUUUCACCUGUACUGACGCAGAGGCCACGCCUACUUUAUUUCUUCAUUUCACACAAUCCAAAACGUUUUCAGGUGUUGUAACUCAGUUUGGAGUGACGUGACCAGAGCAGAGGUAGCUUCAGGUGAGAUACAGCGCCUCUCUCACUACUGCGCUCACUGACACCUGUGUGACUGCAGCACACCUGAAAGAUGACUCCUGUUGUUAUCAGGCUGCGGGGAGGUAACUGUAGACAGCACUGUGUUUAAAAAAAAAAAAAAAAACAACAAAAAAAAAACCACCCCUGUGGCCAUGACAUGUCGUCAUUUCAUCUGUCCGAAUGGCAGUGUUGGUAACACUGCGCCUCUACUGCUGUGUGUGUGUGUGUGUACACUAAAUAGUGUUCAGUAUUAAUAUGCUGUAUGUGGGAAUAAAAACCGGGCGUGGCUUCUGGAGUCCCAAUGCUUUGUUAGUAAAAAGGUUCUGUACCUCCGUUCCUGAAGGUGUAUUGUAGUUAUACACUCAAAAGUACAACAGUACUUCCUAAGGGCCACUUAUGUGUAGGUUUUAAGGAUCAAAAGAUUCACUUUUCCCAAUAACGGCGGGUACAAAACCAUCGACACCACCCCCUCGCCCCUUGACAACUUUUGUACUGUAUUUUACAAAACCGUGGACAAAUACUGCAGUACAGAGCUGAGAUUUUCAAACCCAAGGCUGCACUAUUACACUGUUUAGUGUUUUUAGUUUUAGGGUUUCUCUAGUUCUGCUUUUAUAUAUAAAAUGAAUCGGUGUGCUAGUUCGUGGCAAAGAAAUGAAUUUCCUUUUAAACUUGUAGUUGGUGUAUUUUUUGGUGGUUCUCU